AUGGCUUUCAACUUAAAAUCACAAGCGGCCCAGAACGAGGAGGAAGUGGAGAUGAUGGCGGAGGCCGAACUUUCGAGGUUAAAGAGGCAAUAUCGAAUAAUGGAAAACGACAGAAUUACUUAUGCCGAGGACGCCCGUUUGCAAUUGCGAAAUCAACAAAAUAUGAUCGACCGCCUCGAAUUCGAAAAAGCGGAACUUAUUUUGGCCAUAAAAACAGCAAAGUCUGACAAAAACACAAAGAAAGAUGAAGAAAUGGACGAGACGCUAAAAUGCUUGUUGAAAAAGAGAAUGAAGUAUAUAGAAAUGAUCGACACGGAAAGGCAACAGAUUUCUGAAUUAGAUGAACAAAUUGUUAAGGUUUCUAAUGAGGUAUAUCGUCUCAAAUCAAAAGUCAUGACCGAUUCACAAUCAAAGGAAGCGAAUCUAAGGCAUAGCAGAUUGGUUUUCAUUCUGGAGAACCGCGUUGAGGUAGCAACAAAGAGGUUCAAUAGUGUAGUAGCUGAUAAUGCUAAACUGCGACAAGAAAUUGACAGUUUAAUAAAAGAGCGAGGACAGUUUAAUAUUCUGUGGCUAAGGUUAAUUGGUCAACUUAACACCGGCAAGCAAGUUAUCAACGACCUGAUUGAACAGUCAACAAUCACCUUUAACCAAAGAGAUGAAGAGCUCAACAAAAUACACGCAUUACGAGAAAGGGGUGCCAGAGAUCUUAAGAGUCAUGUAUCGGAAAUGUGUGAAUUACAACGAACAUUGGACAACGAAUUGAAACUGCAAGAUUUCCUUGGGGUUAAGGGUCAAUAUCGAGUAAUGGCUGACCUAAAUGUAAAGAAGGAUGCGGAAAAACAAGCGAAGCGGGAAGAAAUGCAGAAUAAAGUAGCAAUCUAUACCCAGAUUUUAACACUCAUCAGACAGUUCACAGGCGAAGAAGAAAUUGACAAACUAACGGCGCAUUUUGUGAAACAAGAAGAGGAAAACUUUGCACUUUUUAGUUAUGUAAAUGAACUGAAUGAUGAGCUAGAAAGCCUUCAAUCUCGAGUUGGACAAUUAAAAUGGGCCAUCGACGAAGCGCGUGCUUUAAAUAUUCAUCGUGGACAGCAUCAAGCAGAAACAUUGGAAAGGAUAGGGAAACAACUUCAGGAGCAAACUGAACUUGCAACUGUUGCUGAGCAACAUCUUAAUGAGUGCAACGACGUCAUUGAAAAGCUUCUUCGUGGUAUCGAUACAUUCUUCCGAAACAUACGUUGCGACAAUUCGCCCAUCCUGGACCUCCUAGGUGACAAUUCUCGCGUCACCAUAAACAAUGUGAUGCUUUACCUGGGGAUCAUUGAGAAGAGAAUCACGGAUAUGUUUAACAAGGUCCAUUGGGUAGAUAAAACGUCCAAAAAAGAAACCCGAUUAGAUGAAAGCAAAAAACCCACAUUAAAAAUUCCUGUCCUAUCCCAAGUUGCUCCUACUCAACCCUGUGCACUGUGCGUGGAGAAAGAAGAAAUGCAAAAUGUCUCUGAAGGUCUGGAUGCCCCACUUACUCGUGCUGAAGCGACGGAGAAACUCAAAAUAAGAUUAGAAGAUGAUUAUUCAGAAUUGUUGCAUAAUGUUUCUGGUUGUCAUCUUCCAGCCGCCCGAAAAAUUAUGCAAAAACGCUAUCAGUAAUACAAAAGAU
Messenger RNA from Orussus abietinus, 1657 nucleotides. It is a transcript of the gene Ccdc114, whose product is annotated as coiled-coil domain-containing protein 63. NCBI's taxonomy places the organism in Eukaryota, Metazoa, Arthropoda, Insecta, Hymenoptera, Orussidae. The coding region runs from base 1 to 1647 and encodes 548 amino acids. The record is from RefSeq and is a predicted model, not a curated record. The transcript has 6 exons.